This is a messenger RNA of Podarcis muralis (Common wall lizard), 3928 nucleotides long. RefSeq names its product kelch like family member 7 (gene KLHL7). Gene Ontology annotation, cellular component: Cul3-RING ubiquitin ligase complex. The record is from RefSeq and is a predicted model, not a curated record. Gene Ontology annotation, biological process: protein ubiquitination. NCBI's taxonomy places the organism in Eukaryota, Metazoa, Chordata, Lepidosauria, Squamata, Lacertidae. Gene Ontology annotation, molecular function: protein binding.
GCCUACCCACAACUCUCCACCUCCUCCCGUCCCCCGCUCUCAUUGUCUCGGGCAGGUCGUGCGCUUCGGCGUGACGUCACGGCGCGCCGGCUCCUUCUUUGUUUACCUCUCCCACCCGCUGAAUCUUCGCCGGCUCCCGAGAAGGGGCGGACUUGUGUUGGCGGACAGCGAGUCCGCGAGCCGCCUCCUGAUUGGCCAGGGGAGCCUAUAUUUGGGGGUGUAGGAAGAGGGCCUGCAACUGCUGGGCGGAGGGAGACCUCUUUUUUUUUCGCAGAGCGAGGCCGGGGCUGCCGCUUCGCGUUGGCCGUUGGAGCCUGGCUGACUGCCGUUUAUGACCGGGCGUCGGUUGGGGAAGCCUUCGGUUCGUCGCCGGCGAGAGGGAGGCGAGGGAAGGGGAAGGGAGCAUGGCGGCCUCGGCGUCGGAGAAGAGCAACAAGAAGAAGACGGAGAAGAAACUCGCCGCCCGGGAAGAAGCCAAAUUGCUGGCCAGCUUCAUGGGGGUCAUGAACACCAUGAGGAAGCAAAAAACACUCUGUGAUGUCAUUCUCAUGGUCCAGGAAAGGAAGAUCCCAGCUCAUCGUGUUGUGCUUGCUUCAGCAAGUCACUUCUUUAACUUGAUGUUUACCACAAAUAUGAUUGAAUCAAAGUCUUACGAAGUGGAGUUAAAAGAUGCAGAGCCAGAUAUUAUUGAGCAGCUUGUGGAGUUUGCUUAUACUGCAAGAAUUUCCGUAAACAGCAACAAUGUCCAGUCAUUGUUAGAUGCUGCAAAUCAAUAUCAAAUUGAACCUGUGAAAAAAAUGUGUGUGGACUUCUUAAAAGAGCAAGUUGAUGCUUCAAAUUGUCUUGGUAUAAGUGUGCUAGCAGAGUGUCUUGACUGCCCAGAGCUCAAGGCUACUGCAGAUGACUUUAUCCACCAGCAUUUCACAGAGGUUUACAAGACAGACGAGUUUCUGCAGCUAGAUGUUAAACGUGUAACACAUCUCCUGAAUCAAGACACGCUAACUGUAAGAGCAGAAGAUCAGGUUUAUGAUGCUGCUGUCAGGUGGCUGAAGUAUGACGAGCCAAACCGUCAGCCUUACAUGGUUGACAUUCUUGCUAAAGUCAGGUUUCCUUUAAUUUCAAAGAAUUUCCUCAGUAAAACAGUACAAGCUGAGCCACUUAUCCAGGACAACCCUGAGUGCCUCAAAAUGGUUAUAAGUGGCAUGAGAUACCAUCUGCUUUCUCCAGAAGACAGAGAAGAGUUGGUGGAUGGCACUCGCCCGCGAAGAAAAAAGCACGAUUACCGCAUUGCCUUGUUUGGUGGCUCACAGCCACAGUCAUGUCGGUAUUUUAAUCCAAAGGAUUACAGCUGGACAGACAUCCGAUGUCCCUUUGAAAAGCGGAGGGAUGCAGCUUGUGUUUUCUGGGACAACGUGGUUUAUAUUUUGGGCGGCUCCCAACUUUUUCCUAUAAAGCGAAUGGACUGUUACAAUGUUGUGAAAGACAGCUGGUAUUCCAAGCUGGGGCCUCCAACACCUCGGGAUAGCCUUGCAGCUUGUGCAGCAGAGGGUAAAAUAUAUACAUCUGGUGGUUCUGAAGUAGGAAAUUCUGCAUUAUAUUUGUUUGAAUGCUAUGAUACCAGAACAGAAAGUUGGCACACAAAGCCCAGUAUGCUGACUCAGCGAUGCAGUCAUGGGAUGGUAGAGGCAAAUGGUCUCAUAUAUGUAUGUGGAGGAAGUUUAGGAAACAAUGUUUCUGGAAGAGUCUUGAAUUCCUGUGAAGUUUAUGACCCAGCAACAGAAACGUGGACAGAGUUGUGUCCGAUGCUUGAAGCCCGAAAAAAUCAUGGACUUGUGUUUGUGAAAGACAAAAUAUUUGCCGUUGGGGGACAGAAUGGCUUAGGUGGCUUAGACAAUGUGGAAUAUUAUGACAUUAAAGUGAAUGAGUGGAAGAUGGUCUCUCCCAUGCCAUGGAAAGGUGUGACUGUAAAAUGUGCUGCUGUGGGUUCCAUAGUUUAUGUCUUAGCAGGCUUUCAGGGUGUAGGUCGUUUGGGACACAUCCUUGAAUAUAAUACUGAAACUGAUAAAUGGAUAGCCAACUCUAAAGUCCGUGCUUUCCCAGUGACCAGCUGUUUAAUCUGUGUAGUUGAUACUUGCGGAGCAAAUGAGGAGACACUAGAAACAUGAAGAUUUCAGGAUUGCUACUUAUGAUGUUUCUGCAUUUCAAUUUCAUCUUGUCAAGAUGUCGGUACCACAGAAUUUUUUGGGAUGAAAUCCUUCACUUUAUCUCCACUAUGUGUAUAAGGUGGAUUUGCUUGUCAAAGUUUUUUUUUUUGGAAGUAACUCAAGAAUCUACAACCCUAGAUUGAAGACACAUGAAGUUUCCUUAAGAUGCAUGUGUGCAGUUUUGCCACAAACUCUGCUGUCUAGGUAUAUUGUGAAAUAUUCCAACAAGAGAUUAUUAUUUUUUAGUAACCUUCAUUUUUCAGAGUUUGAAAUAAUUAAUAUCUUCAGGUAGCAAAAAUGAAUGAAACAAACCCUAUUAGUUGGAGUAACUUUGCUCAGACAUCUGUUCUGCUGAAACAUCUGUUCUACAAAGAGAGAUACUGCAUUACUUCAAUGCAGGUCCCCCACAGGAUGGUAUCCAGUUACUGAGUGAAAAGUUACUGAGUGCUUUCUAACUAUUUAUGCACCUUCUUCUGGUACUGAGCAGGCUCAGAUAACUAGGGGCAUAUCUUAUAUGAGCAUCUUUCACGCAACUGGAAUGGUGACUGGCAACAGGCAGUUACUCCCUCCUCCAUGUUCUUAAUGCCAUCUGUGCAAAGCUACAAACCUGUGGUAUGUUUCCACUAUGUCCUGUCCGCCAUGUGCAUGGGAUAUGAUGCUUUUUCAUUAGUGCAUCUACUUCCUAAAAUAUUUACUGUGCAGAUGAGGGUACAAACUGCACCUCUCUACAGGAGUCCUACCUAGACAUACUAGAAGGCAGCUGUUCAUUUACAGGAGAAAGUAAAUGUGUUGUUAGGAAUAGUUGGAGUGGAACUAAACUUGCCCAGGCAAUUUCCAUUCAUUGGUUUUGUCCCUAAUUGCAGUCUAAUAAGUGUAGGGUAGCCGAAGUAAAACCCAGGAAAUAAGUUUGUUUAGAAUGUCUGUUCCUUCCAAUUCCUUCUUCUCAUUGGGGUAGAUCAAAAUUCAUACCAUUUUUUACAUGCCUGAUUUAAUAUGCAUCUAAAGUUCCAAAAACUGCAUAGUGUGUACUGUAAAAAGAUUGACAUAAGUUUACAUGUGAUAAAGUGAACGACUUAUGACUUGUGCAAAAACACGUUUGGGGUAUAAUAUGUGCUUUAGGUUGAGAACAUCCUAUAUUAUUUAAAGUACAUUUUUGUAUACUUUGUAAUACUGCCUUUAAUACUAUGUUAAAGUGAUACACAUACCUUCAGAGUGAUGCAAGUCUAAUAUUUAAAAUGACUAUUUUUUCAUGUUGGGUCUUUAAAAAAAUUCUGAAGCACAUUUUUUAUAUUAUGUUUUAAAGUAUUUCCCUCAUCAAACCUUUUGCCAAAAAUUGAAUAAUUUGAUCAAUAAGAAACUUAAAUCUAGCAGAUGCUAGUUUUAACUUUUUUGUUUUUAAAGGGGGUUCCCAUAUAGUGCACAUUUAACUUCCAUCAGUCCAAAUAUGGACCAUCCAGUAUGAAAACUCAUUUUCCUUAAUUCUAGAUAUAUCCCUGUUACGUAACUAGACAUUGUGUGACAAAACGGAUUCAUUGUCAGUUCUUAGUAAAUGGACUCGGUGCAACAAGUUUUAUUGGACUGUUUUUGUGUAUUAACAAAUAAUGUAUUGAUAAACCUUGCCUACUGAUUACUUUUGCUAAGUAGAAGCAAUUUUUUUGGAAACAUACCUCAGUGAGGCUUGUUGUCAGUAAACUUUGUUAAAUAAAUAUGUUUUUCUUAAGGUG